AUGUCACGACACCAUCACUACCACGCAUCGACCUCACGCGCUGCUGCUGCUUCGCCGCCUGUUAUCACACUGUACGACGUUCCCGGCCAUACUCCACAACCAUGGGCUCCACACAUUUGGCGUGUACGGUUUAUUCUGAACUAUAAACGUCUAUUGUACCGAACAGUAUGGGUCGAGUUCCCUGACGUCGAAGCCACACUACGGUCUAUCAAAGCGCAGCCAACCGGUAUGCGAAGCGAUGGUCGACCCGUUUACACUCUUCCAGUCGUUGUUGACCCCAUGCGUAAUCCCACCAAUCCUGUCGUAGUUUCCAACCCCAACGAAAUCGCCGAGUAUCUCGAAUCUGCAUACCCUGCGCGUCCCGUCUUUCCAGAGGGGUCUCGCGCACUCCAGACGCUCUUCGUGCACUUCAUUCAGGAAGUGUUUUCGAAGCCGCUGCUGCCUAUCAUGGUGCCAUUGAGUCACCAUCAGCUGCCUGACCGGUCUCAGGCGCAUUUUCGGGGCGGGGCACCAGUUCCUCCUCAGUUACUAGCUGCUGGGCCGCAGCGCGAGCAGGCGUGGCUGGCCGUCAAGGACCAAUUCGAUUUCCUAGCUAGGAUCUUGGAAAAAAAUUGCCUUGAUGGGGACGGUGUCGUGGUUAUGGGCCACGACGUCACCUAUGCGGAUUUUGCGCUCUGCUCGGUUUUGAUUUGGAUUGAGAGGAUGGCGGCGCAUGACGGGUGGACGAGAGUACGCACCUGGAAUAAUGGGAGGUGGAACCGCCUCUGGGAAAGGUGCAAGGAUUAUAUGGAUGAGUAUUAA
Messenger RNA from Laccaria bicolor S238N-H82, 801 nucleotides. RefSeq lists its product as uncharacterized. Lineage: Eukaryota; Fungi; Basidiomycota; Agaricomycetes; Agaricales; Hydnangiaceae. The record is from RefSeq and is a predicted model, not a curated record. The transcript is spliced from 2 exons. Bases 1 to 801 code for a protein of 266 amino acids.